AUGAACCUGAAAAGGAUGUCCGGAGAUGAAAUGUCUCCAGACAGAAGCAUCAACAUCUUCCACUGUCUGAUGGAGAUGAAGGAUCUCUCAGUACAUCAGGAAAUCCAAGAGUUCCUGAAGUCAGAGAACAGAUCAGAGAAGAAACUCUCUGAGAUCCACUGCUCAGCUCUGGGCUACAUGCUGCAGAUGUCAGAGGAGGUUCUGGACGAGUUGGACCUGAACCAGUACAACACAACACAGGAGGGAAAAAGGAGACUGAUCCCAGCUGUGAGGAACUGCAGAAAGGCUCGACUUUCUGACUGUGGACUCUCAGAGAGUCACUGUGAAGUCGUGGCCUCAGCUCUGAAGUCCAACCCCUCCCAUCUGACAGAACUGGACCUGAGUGGAAACAACAGCCUGCAGGAUUCAGGAGUGAAGAAUCUUUCUGCUGGACUGCAGAGUCCAAACUGUAAACUGGAGACUCUCAGUUUGGAGAGCUGCAGUUUGUCAGAGAUCAGCUGUGACUCUCUGAACUCAGCUCUGAAGUCCAACCCCUCCCAUCUGGAACAUCUGGACCUGAGUAAGAACCAGCUGCAGGAUUCAGGAGUGAAACAUCUGUGUGGUUUUCUGGAGAAUCCAGCCUGUAAACUGAAGACUUUGAGACUGAGCGAGUGCUGUUUGUCAGAGGUCAGCUGUGGUUCUCUGGUCUCAGCUCUGAAGUCCAACCCCUGCCAUCUAAAUGAUCUGGACCUGAGUGGAAACAACCUGCAGGAAUCAGCAGUGAAAGAGAUGAAUGGCUUUCUGGGCUGUCCACACUGCAGCCUGAAGAAUCUGAGGUCAGUAGAAGAUGGAAGUGAUGCUGAUCAGGACGCUGUGUGUGCUGAGAGGAUGAAGUGUGUCCUGAUGAUCCAGAGGCUGAAGCAGCAGCAGUUUGUGUCCAGAGACUCUGACUGGGCCUUGAUACUGGGAGGAGGACUGGGAACCAGUGUCCAGCGUGUUGUUAUUGUGUAG
Messenger RNA from Stegastes partitus (bicolor damselfish), 990 nucleotides. RefSeq names its product ribonuclease inhibitor-like. Bases 1 to 990 code for a protein of 329 amino acids. The record is from RefSeq and is a predicted model, not a curated record. Gene Ontology annotation, molecular function: protein binding. Lineage: Eukaryota; Metazoa; Chordata; Actinopteri; Pomacentridae. The transcript has 5 exons.